AUGCCGGAAGUGCAUGCAAAAAAAGACCAUACUCUAGGAGGUAGUCCAGAGAUCCAAGGUGGAGAAUCAUUUAGUUCGGAAUCUCCCACUUCUGAUGAAUCUGAUAAAGAGGAACAACCGCUUGAUUAUGGGGAUCGCAUCCUCAGACAGGGUUCAACAGACAACAGUGUGCUUAAAUCAGGUAGAAGGAUGCCUAGAAGUGAUGCGGAUUCCAUUGUGGGUGGUGAAUCUAUAAAGGAAGUUUAUGAAGGUAAGCAUCCUGUUAGUGAUAAAAAUAAGACAUCUGGAGAUCAAGACUUGCAUACAUCCGGGAAAGUUAAAGACAAUACAUGUCAUCCUGAUUAUAAUGAGUCCCAAAAGGUUUUUUCAUUUUCUUUGCCAUUUGGAGGCUUAACCAACAUCAGAUCAAAUUUAUAUAAGCAAUUCCAAGCAUUCAAACAGGACCCUAUACCCCACGUACACAACCAUGACCCCAUCAGACAUGAAAUCAAAACUAAAUUGCAACGACAACAAUCGGUUAGCACCAUUGAUGAAGCCAAUUAUUUUAAAGAUUUUAAGGGUGUAGACGAUGUUCGCUUUAGAGCAGUGAAGCAUUCUCUUGCGGCAAACCUUAAUGAAAUGUUGCCAGAUUUCAUUCUUUCAAAUAAGAAAGAAAAGGAAUACGAAACUAUUUAUAAUGAAAUCGAUGGGAAUAUUGUAUUGUUGGGGGGAUAUCGUGGGUCUGUCUUGCGUGAAACUAAGACAAAUAAUCGAGUUUGGAUUCCAUUUAAGGCUGGAUUCCAUUUAAGAAAAAUAAACCUUUUGCUAGGACCUACAAAAGAAGAUGAAAUAAAUGCAAGCCGUUAUAUUUACCCUGAUGGUGUUUUAAAAAACAUAGGGCCUGUUGAUAUCUGUAAGAAAUUACUCAAAAAAUUGUCACAUAAUCCCAAAACGAAUGUUAAAGAGUUUGGGUAUGAUUGGAGAUUAAGCGGAAACUUCCUAGCUGAACAGUUCGAAAAGUUUUUAAUGGAAAUUUAUAAACUGACUGGUAAACCAACCUUAGUAAUAGCACAUUCUAUGGGUGGGAUGAUUGCUCAUUAUACAAUGCAGAAAAACCCAAAGCUAUUCAGAUCUAUUAUAUAUGUUGGAGUACCUAGCGAAUGUCUCAAUGUUUUGGGUCCUAUAAGGUUUGGUGACUCUGUUUUGUUUUCAGAUAAGAUAUUAACUCCAGAAACUAAUUUUAUGAUGCGUUCAAGUUUCAAUUUCUUACCACUAAGUGGUAGAGCAUUUGUGAAUAGAGAUACGAACGAAUAUUAUGAUUUGGACUAUUUUGACCCUGAUACAUGGGUUGAAUACAAUUUGAAUCCAUUAGUAUCUAAAUCUAGAAAGCUUCGAGAAAUGUCAAGGUUAUCAAGCCCUGUAUCUGAUGAUGUAGCAAGCUCAAGUACACUUGUGACUUCAGAUUCAAGUUAUUCAUUUACAAGGAUCAAUAGUUUGGGAUCAAAGCUCUUAAACUAUAGUGCCAAAUCUAUUUCUCGCAGAAGCAAGCCAAGUAGUGCUAAUACUGGCAGCGACACUAUUGGUUCAAGUAAUCCAAGUAUAAAUUCACCAAGAUUAUUAUCCCCCUCUCCAGAGCCUAACCCUGCGGAAGAAGAACAUUACUCUAUCCUGUUUAGUCAGGCUUACGAGUACUUAAAAGAAACCUUAAAGAGAACUAAGGAAUUUAUUCUUGGGUUGGACUUCCAGGAAGAGUUAGCAGCUGAGUAUCCUCCAUUAGCUGUUGUUUAUGGUAACCGAGUUCCUUCUGUGAGGGGCUCCACUGUUCGCAGCUUAGAUGAUAUAAAAGAUGGUAAUUAUUAUGAAUUCUUUUAUGGCCAUGGUGACGGUGUUAUACAUCAAAAAUGGUUAUUGCCUGAAAAUAAAGGAUUUAGACUUUAUGACGCCGAAACUGGUGAAGGUGAGAUCGUAGGUAAAUUCUCAUCAAGCUGUGGACAUGUUAAUUUAAUGACCGAUUUCAAAGCCAUGGGUUAUGCCUUAAGUGCGGUUUGGCAAGCCGAACAAAUCUGGGAAGAAAAGAAAGCGAAACAGAGGCAAUCCCGUAGUUUAAAGAAAUUUAGGUUCAACGGCAAAGAUUUGUCUUACAUUAAUGAAUCACGUUAG
This is a messenger RNA of Debaryomyces fabryi, 2139 nucleotides long. RefSeq lists its product as uncharacterized. Gene Ontology annotation, molecular function: triacylglycerol lipase activity. The record is from RefSeq and is a predicted model, not a curated record. The transcript has a single exon. Bases 1 to 2139 code for a protein of 712 amino acids. Lineage: Eukaryota; Fungi; Ascomycota; Pichiomycetes; Serinales; Debaryomycetaceae. Gene Ontology annotation, biological process: lipid metabolic process.